Molecule: messenger RNA, 1673 nt
Organism: Exophiala mesophila
Lineage: Eukaryota; Fungi; Ascomycota; Eurotiomycetes; Chaetothyriales; Herpotrichiellaceae
Exons: 1
Coding region: 116-1480 (454 amino acids)
Biological process (GO): transmembrane transport
Cellular component (GO): endoplasmic reticulum membrane; Golgi membrane
Molecular function (GO): UDP-N-acetylglucosamine transmembrane transporter activity
Source: RefSeq, a predicted model, not a curated record
CACAAUCCGGACAAUAAGGCUCGUGUAACAAUGUCGGCAUACGUCUGAGCACCAUAACUCGGACGUCUAUCAUUCUUCCUACUAUGGAAGACCGAACAAUUCGGUAACAGCAAGAAUGAAAGUCAAAUCUCAGGAAUCCACCAUGGCGGUCGCUCAAAAGGACUCUUCGGUGAAUUCGCCUUCCACCGCCCGUCGACGACUACCACACGGUACGGACCAAGAUUCCGAGUCAAUACAAGAGAAGGAAUAUAAAGACUCCAACGGAACUGCCGUCCACAGCAAUGGACAUGUCAAACCAACGACACCAUCCUCUUCCACAUCCUCGUCAACCUUCUCCAUCACUCUGAUCUGGGCCCCGACCCUAAUCCUCAUCUUCGGCGGGUGUUGUUCCAACGUCUACACAUUAGAAGCCCUAAUCUCCACGUCCCCCUCCUCGGGCUCAUUAAUCACCGCCUUACAAUUCCUCGUCGUCGCACUCACAACCCUCCCACCGCACCUAUCCCUCCACCGCGGUUGGAAAAACCUCUACCUCAAACCCCGUUCCGUGCCCAUACGCAAAUGGAUCAUCUACACAGCCUAUUUCCUCGCGAUCAAUAUCCUCAAUAACAUGGCAUUCGGCUAUCGAAUCAGUAUACCACUGCAUAUCAUCCUACGCUCAGCCGGGCCCGUGACCACCAUGGCAGUGGGGAGGGUGUAUGGUGGGAAGAGAUAUCCCGUGCAGAAAGUGGUGGCGGUGUUUUUACUUUUUGCCGGUGUGGUUGUUGCGGCGAUAAGUGAUGCGAUGAGUAAAAGUCAGGUUUUGGAGAAGGAGAAGCAGCGGGAGGGGAUGGUAGUAUCGUCGUCUAGCGACGAGGUAGUACUACUUUCUUCCAUGUCGGCUCAGAUCCCUGGUUUCGCUCUGUUGGCUUCGGCAUUGCUUCUCUCCGCCAUGAUGGGUGUCUAUACCGACAAUAUGUACGCCAUACACGGACGAUCCGGCUCGAUUACGCUCGAAACUCUAUUCUACAGUCACGGUCUUUCGCUUCCUUUCUUCGCCACGCAAUUCUCAUCACUUCAAAGUCAACUCGUCACUUUGACUGCUCUAUCGUCUUCUGCAUCCUCCUCCUCCUCCCUUUCAUCUUCAUCUUCACUCUUGUCCAUUCCCUGGCCAGUGGUCCUUCUCCUUCUCAACGCCACGACUCAACUCCUCUGCAUUGUCGGCGUUAAUCGUCUCUCGGCACAAUCGUCUUCUCUCACCGUGAGUAUGGUUCUCAAUGUAAGAAAACUCAUCAGUCUGGUGUUGAGUAUUUGGUUGUUUGGGAAUACGCUCCCAGCGGGGGUUUUGGUCGGUGCGGUUGUGGUGUUUAUCGGGGGUGGGCUUUAUGCUUUACCCACAAAACCUAAAUCAAUGCCUUCAUCUUCUUCAUCUGCACCGGCGAGGGCUGAGAAUGGGAGUGUUGGUGCAACUAAGAGGAAGGGAGAGGGUAAGAAGACGAAGUGAUUUGGAUUCAUGGCAUUUUCGAAAAUUUCAGAUGGCCAUGGCGGGAUGGAACGUUUCAUCCUGGUGGCUGGUUUGGAAUUAGAGCCCAAUGGUUGACUCGCAUGAGAUAUUGCGAGCUACAGGGGCAAUGAAUCGUCUUUCAUGCCCCUGUUCGGAAAUGCCUACAGACGAUAGAAAUCAUGCUCACGGCUAG